AUGGCCACACAAACAAUUGAGAAGAACCGGGCAUUCGUGCUUCGCGCCAUCAAGGACGGUGCGAUCGAAGAGCGUCCAAUUCCCAAGUUGAGAGAUGCUUGGGAUGUGCGAAUUCACAUCGGUCAAACUGGUAUCUGCGGUAGUGAUGUCCACUAUUGGCAAAGAGGACGUAUCGGAGACUUCAUCCUCAAAUCUUCUAUCAUAUUAGGCCAUGAAUCCGCUGGCACAGUUGUUGAAGUCGGAUCAGCCGUCAAGAACCUCAAGAUCGGUGAUCGCGUCGCAAUUGAGCCUGGAGUUCCUUGUCGCCACUGUGAUUACUGCCGCUCCAGCUCCUACAACCUUUGCCCAGAUACCGUCUUUGCCGCCACUCCUCCCCAUGACGGAACUCUCUCAAAGUACUACAUCGUCGCAACGGACUACUGCGUGCCACUUCCGGACCACAUGGACCUCGAGCAAGGCGCAAUGGUCGAGCCUGUCGCUGUUGCAGUACAGAUUACUAAAGUCGGCAAGGUUCGUGCGAACCAGACGAUUGUAGUCUUUGGCUGUGGACCCAUUGGCGUGCUGUGCCAAGCUGUUUCGAAAUCUUACUCCGCAAAGAAGGUCAUAGGUGUGGAUAUCAGCAAGUCUCGACUUGAGUUUGCGAAGACUUUCGGUGCUGAUGGUGCCUUCCUACCGCCUGCGAAGCCGGCGGAUAUGAUCAAGGAUGAGUUCAAACUUGAAGAAGGCCCCGAUGUUGUGAUCGAGGCUACCGGCGCCGAGAGCUGCAUCCAAACAGGCAUCAACCUGGCAAAAAAGGGCGGCAUGUAUGUCCAAGCUGGCAUGGGCAAGGAAAAUGUUACGAUUCCCAUCACAACGGCUUGCAUCCGCGACCUUACAAUUCGUGGUUCAAUUCGGUACACGACCGGCUGCUACCCUACCGCAGUGGAUCUUGUAGCUAGCGGCAAGAUUGAGGUCAAGCGUUUCAUCACAGACCGUUUCAAGUUUGAGGAGGUAGAGCAGGCGUUUGAGCUGGUGAGGCAAGGAAAGGAGAGCAUGAUCAAGGUGAUCAUCAAGGGCGUGCAAUAG
This is a messenger RNA of Mytilinidion resinicola, 1065 nucleotides long. Its product is annotated as putative alcohol dehydrogenase. Lineage: Eukaryota; Fungi; Ascomycota; Dothideomycetes; Mytilinidiales; Mytilinidiaceae. Gene Ontology annotation, molecular function: zinc ion binding; L-iditol 2-dehydrogenase (NAD+) activity. The coding region runs from base 1 to 1065 and encodes 354 amino acids. Gene Ontology annotation, biological process: D-sorbitol catabolic process. The record is from RefSeq and is a predicted model, not a curated record. The transcript is spliced from 3 exons.